Molecule: messenger RNA, 1275 nt
Organism: Emiliania huxleyi CCMP1516
Lineage: Eukaryota; Haptophyta; Isochrysidales; Noelaerhabdaceae
Exons: 2
Coding region: 1-1275 (424 amino acids)
Source: RefSeq, a predicted model, not a curated record
AUGCUUGCUGGUAGCCAGCGUGAGAAGCUCGCGGCGCUCAUUGAGUCUUCUGCGGCUCGCGCCGCCGCCGAGACGUUGAAGCAGGAGGCAGAGGAGCACGACGACGAAUCAUCUUUCGAGUCGAUUGCCGAUGCGCAGGACAUCUCUGAGAUGGUGCCGGCGGAGGAGGAGGACAUCUCUGCGGCCGCCCCGCCCGCCGUGGCGCCGGAGUCGCCGACUACGGCCGUUCCACCGUCGCCCCAAUCGGACCUCGCAGCGCAGGCUCUCCCGUCGCCAGAGCCGCCGCCGCCACCCUCGCCACUGCCGCCACCCUCGCCUCCGCCCACGCCGCCGACUUUCGACGAAGUCGAGGCCAAGGACUUGGCGCCGGCGGCGCCGGCCAAGGAUUUGGCGCCCGCGGCGCCGGAUAAGGAGCCGGCGCCCGCCCCGAACAAGCGGCCAGCUGCCCCACGCCCCGUCCUGCUCGGCCUCCUCCUCCUGCUCGCGUCGGGCGUCGGCCUCGGCCUACUUUUCCGCCCCUCGGCGGUCGCGGUCGCGGUCGCCACGCCCGCCCCGCCCCCGCCGCACGCCUUUGUGGUGGGCGUGCGCGCCAUCUCCGCCAAAGCAGAGCUGCUGCCCGCCAUCACCGCAAACGCCUCUGCCGGCGCCGCGCAGUGGGCUCGCGGCGCAGGCCUGGCGACUGGCCGGCAGGUGUCUCGCGGCGCGUCUGCAGGCGCGGCGACGCUUUCUGCCGCGGCGGCGAGCGCGUCCAAGCAAGCCUCGCGCGGCGCCGCUUCCGGCGCGGCGCUGCUCCGCGCCGCUGCGACGGCGGCAGCAACAGCGGCGGCGGCAUCCGCGCACACGGCCAAGGCGGGGACGGCUUGGGCGGCGGCGGCGGCGGCCAACGCCUCGGCGACGGCCAGGCAGCGCUCGGCCCCCGCCCUCUCCGCCGCCGCGUCUGCCCUCUCCUCCGCGGCAGCCAACUGGUCCAAGGAGGCGGCGCGGCGCGGCCGAAAGCUGGCCGCUUCAGGCAAAUGCGUCGCCGCCGCCGCUGGCGCCGCCCUCGCCGCCCUCCCCGGCGCCGGCGCCGCCCUCGCUGGAAACGCCUCCUCCGCCGCCGCCGCUGCCGUCGCCGCCGCAGGCCCCCACGUCGCUGCGCUGCGGUCGGGUCUCGAGGCGGCCUCUCGAGGUCUCGAGGGGGCGGUGCGGCUGCGGCUGCAGAUCAUCCGUGCCGCGGAGAAGCGCGGAGUGGCGGAGGCCCCGGCGGAAGCGAGGCCGCAGAGCGUGUGGUGGUGA